Molecule: messenger RNA, 1193 nt
Organism: Bipolaris maydis ATCC 48331
Lineage: Eukaryota; Fungi; Ascomycota; Dothideomycetes; Pleosporales; Pleosporaceae
Source: RefSeq, a predicted model, not a curated record
ACGACUAGAGGUAACAGAUAUAAAAUAUGGAUGGAUUUUAUCAUCAUGCUUAGUACUAUGGUACAUCCAAUCCCGACGUUCGCCCACAAAGCUCUGAUCGACACAGCUUUCAUCGACACAACUCUCGGUAGGAUCUAUGCACAGAAAGAUGGAUGCGAAAAACGACAUGCCGAUUUGUCCAGACUGGGUCUGGCUGAAUAAUUCUAAUGUUCACGUCGCAAAAGAUCGGGGCUGGUUCAAGACCUAUACACCUUUCACUUCUACGAUCAGACAUUCUAUCUUCACCUCCCAUGGCCAUCUGCCGGUGUUAGGAGUUGGCACAGUGGAAAUUCCUACCAAACGCUCGCCGAACCGGUCUGGUAAAACCUCUUACGGUUCUCUCUAUCUUAAACAGGUGUUACAUGUGCCUGGUUUCGUCUGUAACGUCAUUGGAUAUUCUAUAAUAACCUCUGAUGGCUACAGCGUAGUCACUAAAAUCGAUCCAAUAAAAAAAGGAACAAUAAAAGAUACCCAGGGCAAGAAUAUGGCGUACUUCGACCCUAAGGGACGGCUCUUCAAUGUCAAGGUCCGGAACCAGCCCGGAGGUCCAAAGCUGGGUCCUUCUCCACUUCGAAAAUACGCAUGUUACAUGCUCAGCUGUGAAUGGGACUCCAGUGAACAGCAAAGAUGGCUGGACCACCGGGCUGAGUGCAGUCUCAGCACUAAUCCGUCGUACACGGACGCUGAAAAAAAGGUUUUUCAAAGUUAUCUGGCGUCGUGAGCACCAUUUCUUUCUCCAACAUGGGCUCAAGGUCUAUUAAGAGGAGGACCGCGCAGAGGGUAGAUUGAUCCUGCGCGCCUUGAUGCACAAAGAUCGUCUUAGCGCAUGAUCUUUGUACGAGAAAGAUUUUACAAGUACGUGAUACGAAGAAUCCCCUUUUUGAUAGAAAAUCAUGGGGUUACGGGUAAACCACACCCACGUCAGAAGGCAAUGACCAUCGCGGGGCGCGAAGGAUUACGUAACCUACUGUCCGGCUUAGGCAGCACUAGUUGGGGAUUGUCAGAGGAGGCGAUGAAUGACAAAAAUUUUCAUCAUAUAUGCUAGCCAAUACUGGGUUAGAUAGUCAAAAUGGUAGGAUUAGAAGGAAUGGAUAUAAAGGAUGGAUGGAUUUCACUGAUAAGCUCGUUGUGAUCACUCAAGUUGUACUUCCUUG